UAACUUACACACAGAUUUUUGCAAAUGAGUUCUGCGCAUGUUCCAUAUUUAAGUCCGUAAUAAAAUGUUAACUUUUAAAAAUGUUUUAUAAUGUGUAAUGUAACUUUAAAUCCGGGAAACAUUAAUAAUGAAAAUCAACUUGACGAUUCGGACAUUUAUUUAUAUUUUUAUUUUAAGGUUUGCUUGUCCUAAAAAUUUAGAGGACAAUCUGAAAAUCACAGAUUUUCUUCAUUUACGCGAAAAUCAUAAUAUAAGAGCACUUGAUAGGGGUCCAUACUUUGAUACGUCUGCAACGAAAAAUGUGACUUCCUUAGUUGGAAGAACUGGGAGUCUAAAUUGUAGAAUAAGAAACCUUGGGAAUAAAACGGUAUCGUGGAUACGUCAUCGAGACUUGCAUCUUUUAACUGUAUCUGAAAGCACUUACACUUCAGACCAGCGAUUUUCUUCAAUUUACAAUAAACAAACUGGAGAUUGGUCUUUACAGAUAAAAUUCCCUCAAUUGCGUGAUUCUGGAGUUUAUGAAUGCCAAGUAUCUACAACUCCCCCAGUUGGCUAUACAAUGGUAUUUUCAGUUGUAGAGCCUAUCACAAGUAUUUCUGGAGGGCCUGACAUAUAUAUUGAUUUGGGAUCAACAGUUAAUUUAACAUGCGUAAUUAAGCACCUUCCUGACCCACCUACUACAGUGCAUUGGAAUCACAAUAAUCAGGAGAUAAAUUAUGAUUCACCUCGCGGAGGAGUCUCGGUUAUAACGGAGAAAGGAGACAUAACUACGUCUCAUCUAUUGAUUCAAAGAGCCAAAAAAACAGAUUCAGGAAAAUACUCUUGUUUGCCCUCAAAUGCAAAUCCUGUAUUGGUUAAUGUGCAUAUAUUACAAGGUGAUCAUCCGGCAGCAGUACAAAAAGCACAAAAAAAAAUAGCUGGAAUAAUAAGUUUUAUAAAUCUUGUUAUCCUCUUAGCAAUUUCUUAAAGAAUCAUCAUAAGUUCAACCAUUUUUUAUUUAAUUUUUAAAUAUAUAUAUUUGUACAAAAUCUAAUCAGUAAAUAAACAAAAAAUUAUUCAGUAACAUAAAAA
Molecule: messenger RNA, 1071 nt
Organism: Drosophila ananassae
Lineage: Eukaryota; Metazoa; Arthropoda; Insecta; Diptera; Drosophilidae
Gene: dpr21
Product: protein CEPU-1
Exons: 7
Coding region: 128-967 (279 amino acids)
Biological process (GO): synapse organization
Cellular component (GO): neuron projection membrane
Source: RefSeq, a predicted model, not a curated record